Messenger RNA from Saxophila tyrrhenica, 1605 nucleotides. RefSeq lists its product as uncharacterized. Lineage: Eukaryota; Fungi; Ascomycota; Dothideomycetes; Mycosphaerellales; Extremaceae. The record is from RefSeq and is a predicted model, not a curated record. The coding region runs from base 1 to 1605 and encodes 534 amino acids. The transcript is spliced from 4 exons.
AUGGCAACCUCAGAGGAUGGAACAUGGCUUAGGUUCUUCCGGCAGCAGAAUGAGGAGCGGGCCAUCCUUGAUCGAGAGGUUGAGCAGCACGAGAGGCUUGAAAAUGAGUUGACGAGCCGUCAUCGCGCAGAGCAAGAGGCCCUCAACACACAACAGCAACUGGAAAUCCAAGAACUUCGAGCACGAGCGAAACAUCUGGACGCCCGGUGUCGAGCCUUCUUUAACCGCCCGACUGGCCCUGCGUCUCAGCCAGCUCCAGCAUCUGCUCGCACUACUGUUGCAGUCUCAGCUGGGUUGACGCCCGCCCGCAGCGCGCAAACUGCCAAUUCAGCACUUGGUCGCGCCACUGUGAUAUCCAACAGUAGCGGCUUUUCGCGAGGACAUCAAUCGGCCACCCAAGCUACGAGCGAGCCUGUACAAGCUCCGACUCCGUCCCUUGUACCGAUUGGGACGCAUGUAUCCGACACCACAUCUUCGCGGCAUGAGAGAAUCAAGCUCGAGCUUGCACGAGAUUUCAGCAACCUCCAUGAAGACAGCGACGGCAAUGUCUACGCACUCUGCUGCUACUAUGAAGGAUGUGGCGCAAACACAACUCAACUUGCUGCGAAGAGGACAGAGAUCAAAUAUCCGAAUAUGAACGUCGACAGUCUGCGCAGGCACUUGAACUCCGGUCACGGAGUGAGGGGGACAUCUGUGGAGUGGGUUGCCGCCAAAUGCACGGGUGAAGCGAUCCCGAAUGAAGUUCUGUCGCGGAUCAAUUCUUGGGAGCCGACUGCUUACGACAAUCAUAUACUGAUAAACUGUGGUGGUGUUUUGCAGAGCAUGACGAGCGCAGAAGAUGAAUCAGAAGGACAGGCGAAGGACGAUACCAGUGUGCAAGCAAUGUUCGAAAAGCUACGCAAAAGCUAUCUGAACCUCUGCCAGGAUUCCGACGGGAAGAUGUAUGCCCUCUGCUGCUCAUUGUGCGGUGCAAAUACCUCCUGCUCCAGGGGUGGUGCACUGCAUCCCACGCUCGACUUGAGGUACAUGCGGAGUCACUUGAGCAAGACACAUGCGGAAGAAAUGGGCAACUUGACGACCGACGAGGUUCUGCAGCGGUGCAAGGGAUCUGCGAUUAGUGAUGUGGAUAUCAUGCGAUUCGCUCGUGGAGAGCCGUCGAGCAUCGAUAGCAGGCUGCAAGUAAUCAAGAGAAGGGUGACCCCAAGCAAGCGAUCUGCCUCAUUAGGCAACGAAGGUAAUUCAGGCGUGCACGAAUCUAGUGUUUUGCAUGUCGCUAAUGGAACAACACCAGAUAUUUCCGCGCAAAGAAUGGACAGCAGUGCGGUUCAAGGACUUGGACGCGCAUCAUCUGGACCUGGGCGCUCCGUAUCGCGCGAUCUUGACGGUCUCAUGCCCACGCUGCAUCCUUCUCUCUACAAUCCGGAUAGCGUCUUCGGCGCGCCAGCAAAAUUGCAGCGCUCAUCGUUUUAUCGCUCGAAAGCGGCGAAUAAAGCACGCUCUGGGUACGCCUCAGACGAUUCCGAGACCCUCGACGAGGUCCAGGUGAAGCAUCGUCCGUCGAUGGUGACGAACGAGGAGGAAGACGACUGCGAGUUCUAUGGAUGA